Gavia stellata (red-throated loon) is the source of this 1223-nucleotide messenger RNA. RefSeq names its product angiopoietin like 5 (gene ANGPTL5). The record is from RefSeq and is a predicted model, not a curated record. The transcript has 8 exons. Bases 1 to 1173 code for a protein of 390 amino acids. Lineage: Eukaryota; Metazoa; Chordata; Aves; Gaviiformes; Gaviidae.
AUGAACUGCUUUAGGCUAACUUCACUGAUUUGUCUUAAUAUCUUUUUGUUCAGUUUAGGAGAGACUGUCAUAAGUAAUGUCAAGCCUUGUUCAUCUAAGGGCACAAGGAAUGUUGGAGCUGUGGAGGAACCACUCAAGGCAGAAGAGAAAAAUAAAUCUGCAGAUAAUUCAAAACAAAAAGAACAAUGCCUUGUACCAUGUGAUGUUCAAGCUAAAAUUUUACGAGGGGAAAAACAUUACAUGUGCAGAAAUUUGCAGAAUUCACUUGUUGAAUAUGCAAGAAGUACAAAAAAACUGAUAAGAAACAUGAUGGAUGAUCAACAGUCUUCUUUGGAUUACCUUUCUAAUCAGGUGAAUGAACUCAUGAACAGACUUACUCUUUUGAACGCAGAAGUUUUGAGAAAGCAUUUGGAUCCACUUCCUUACAAAGCAGUUCAAUCUCAUGGGUUGGAUUGCACUGAUAUUAAAGAUACCAUUGGUUCCGUUUCAAAAACUCCAACUGGUCUGUACAUUAUCCAUCCAGAAGGAUCAAAUUAUCCUUUUGAGGUUUUGUGUGACAUGGAUUUUCAAGGAGGUGGAUGGACUGUAGUUCAGAAAAGAACUGAUGGAAUCAUUCCAUUUCAGAGAACAUGGUCUGAAUAUCUGGAUGGAUUUGGUGACCUUUCUGGGGAAUUUUGGCUUGGACUGAGGAAGAUUUUUCACAUAGUAAAUCAAAAAGCCACUAGUUUCAGUCUUUACGUGGAUUUGGAAUCAGAAAAUGACAAGCAUGCCUAUGCAUCAUAUGAUGGAUUUUGGAUAGAGGAUGAAGCAUGUUCUUUCAAGAUCCAUUUGGGGCGUUAUUCAGGAAACGCUGGUGAUGCAUUUAGAGGAUAUAGAAAAGAAGAUAACCAGAAUUCAAUGCCUUUCAGCACAUCUGAUGUUGAUAAUGAUGGAUGCAGGCCAAUGUGCACUAUUAAAGAACAGCUUGUAAAGAGCUGCAGUAACUUCAGUGAUAACACUGGAUGGUGGUUCAACCAGUGUGGCCUUGCAAAUCUUAAUGGUGUUCAUCGCUACACAGGUAGAUUUCUUGCAACUGGGAUUCACUGGGAUACAUGGACAAUGAACAGUAAACCAGUCAAAAUUAAAUCAGCUUCAAUGAAAAUUCGGAGAACCUAUAAUCCGUAUUUCCAUUAACCUAUGAAAAUAGAAAUAUAUCUCUUCUUGCAGUUAUGGGGGAUAAUGUA